GAGGGCAGGCCCCGUUUGCACGCACGCACGCACGAUCCAAAGCCGGACCUCUGAGUCCCACUGUUGGCGACUCGAUUCCACGUCGAUCCCGUUCGCGGUUCGAGCCCGGUGCCGGUUGACCAAAGUCUCCCCAAACGUUGUGGCAGAAGUUGUUCCCAAAGUUGUGGCGUCGACACCGACGUUUGCUGUUUCGUGAUUCGCGGGCGCGUAAUUGUUUACCGUAGUGUUUCGUUUGUUAACCGUGUUAAUCGUCGUCGCCAGGCACGAGUAGUAGUUCCCUCAGUGUAACGAGCCAAAGUAGUCGACGGCAACUUUCUAAAUCAAAGGAAAACUAAGCGAAAAAAAGCGAGAGCGAGAAAGGAAGAGAGAGAGAGCGCUCGCGUGCGAAGAAAGAAAAAAGGAAACCCGAAAGUAGUCCUUUUGUGGAAAAGAAAGUCGCCAAGAAAGUGUGCAAUUCUCCUCAAUCACUUAGCAAAUAAUCAAAGGCGAGCGGCGAAAAUUCCAGUUAAAGUUGUUCAAAGUUUAUUUGGUGCAAAAAUACUCCGCGAUCCGUUCCGCGUAGUGCGUUCCGCAAGUGAAGUUAGUAAAGCGCGUAGUUGUUCGAGGCGAAAGUAAGAAAGAAAUCCCGACUCGGCGAGCCGUUCGUUGAGGCGCAGAAAGCAGACCGCCCCGUUCCGGAAGAAAAGGCAAAAAGAAGAGAAAAAAGAAAGCAAAGAAAAAAGGUGUGCCCUUUGCCCGCGCUCGGUUUUGUUCUACGCCGGUUCGUCAGAGAAAGCGAACGGCAACCAGGCACCAUCCCAAACGGAUUCCGGAGCAGGCUGAGGAAAAUAUUUGAGGACACUCCUGUACGACGCUAACGGCCUCAAAAUUUUCCCGUCCACAAUUAAGGAAAUAGCGGCUCCUGUAAACUACUUCCUUACGAAAAAAGUCAUUGUAAGUUCAAAAGCACCACAGGAUCCUAGUAAUGGAUUGCAUGGUGACGAGAACGAAGAAAAUAUUCGUGGGAGGACUAUCCGCGCCUACCACGCUGGAGGACGUCAAAAGCUACUUCGAACAAUUUGGACCGAUUGAAGAUGCGAUGCUGAUGUUUGACAAACAAACCAACCGGCACAGAGGCUUCGGAUUUGUGACAUUUCAGAGCGAAGAUGUAGUAGACAAAGUUUGCGAAAUUCACUUUCACGAAAUCAAUAAUAAAAUGGUCGAAUGUAAAAAAGCGCAGCCCAAAGAAGUGAUGCUUCCAGCGAACCUGGCCAAAACGCGCACCGCUGGACGUGGGACAUACGAUAAUUUUAUGUGGUCGCUGGGGACUUUACCUGAUGGUUUCCCCGCCGCCGCAUACGCCGCGUACGCAGCCGGUCGUGGCUUUUCCGGCUACCCGAGCUUCGGACUACCGUACCCAACAGUUGACAUCACGAACGGACAAUUGACACCAAACAACAACACACCACUGUUGACGCAGGCUCUAUCGGUAAUGAACAACUACCAGGCUGCGGCCGCCGCCGCCGCGCAAGGCUUCGGACCGCCAGCAUCGCCACAUACCACCACCACCCGGACCGCAGCCGGUUUCCCGAACGCCAACUCGCCCGGCCCGACGAUCGACAUGUACAGCUCGAGCGCGGCCGACAGCGUGGGGUACGUUCAAGCCACCAGCCCGCAGCCAUCCGGAUUCCCAGCGAUCGCCGUCAGUCGUGCCCCGCUAAAUUACAGCCCGGGCCAGCUUAUUCCAGCGGCAUUCACCAAUGGCUACCAUUGAAACUAACUAAGCAAUAUUUGAUCACCAUCGCUAGUACUUUGGAGCGGGAGUUUGAGAACGCUAGCACAUUAGAGGAGCUUUCCGCGAGGCAAAGGAAAAUAAGAAUGAAAGGAAAACGCAUACAGUAACGCAGGCAGUGUAAGGAAAGGCAUUAGCAAAGGGUAAACGAAGGGAACCACGGAACAACAAGCACGCAACCAAACAAGCCAGCAACGGGGGACCGACGACGACCGGUGGCGUUUUGGAUGGAGAACCAUUUUAUUUCUUAAAAACAACCCACGAACAACAGAGGACUAGCGGCAGACACUUUUCUACGACAACAGCUAAUGCAUCCAACCUUUCGACGACAAAGUGAACGCGGACGGGGAGAGGGGCUCGUAAGUGUUAAAGUCGGUAUGCUUUUAGCUCGUACUCAAGGAUGUGUGUAUGGUAUGUUUCAUUGAUUUGCCAGGUGAAUGAAGGGAUCGUCAAUUUGAAACCAAACUAUUUCCAAUCGACCAUUGGGUAGAGUUC
Anopheles coustani is the source of this 2266-nucleotide messenger RNA. RefSeq names its product RNA-binding protein Musashi homolog Rbp6 (gene Rbp6). Gene Ontology annotation, cellular component: cytoplasm. Lineage: Eukaryota; Metazoa; Arthropoda; Insecta; Diptera; Culicidae. Gene Ontology annotation, molecular function: RNA binding. The record is from RefSeq and is a predicted model, not a curated record. Bases 965 to 1753 code for a protein of 262 amino acids. The transcript is spliced from 13 exons.